Messenger RNA from Rubroshorea leprosula, 1408 nucleotides. Lineage: Eukaryota; Viridiplantae; Streptophyta; Magnoliopsida; Malvales; Dipterocarpaceae. The record is from the annotation of a GenBank genome assembly.
GUUGUUUUAUAAAGUCUUCUUCUUCCUCCUCUCCUUCUCAUUCUAGGUCUUCCAUGGAUGUUUUACAGAGCUUGGAUGCUCUGUGGUUCUUCCACAAUGUACUCGCACCAAAAACACAGCAAAUCGCUCCAGUUACUGACGAAACGAUAAAAGAAUCAGAAAAUUUAUCAAAACUGACCGACCAAAUUCUUGAGAAUCUGCAAAAAGAAUCUCCAGAGAGGGUGCAACAGCCGAAUUCCUGUGAAAUCGAAGCCGAAAUUUCUGCUGAAAUUAACCCGGAGAUAGUGCAGCAUCCAAAAUCCAGCAAAAUAGAGGUCAAAGUUGCGGCUGAACUUGAGCCGGAGAUAUUGCGGUCCCCUGUUAAUGGGAUGGAAUUCAAAACGCCGGCGGCUACAGAAAAGUUGACAGAGAGGAGGAAAAGGACGACGAGGAGGAGCAGAAUCCGGAGAAAGACAAUCGGCGAGCUGAAUUUGUCUUCUCGUGAAACCUCCUUGGUCUCCCCUUGCUUUCCAGAGUAUUGGUAUUGGUACGGGAAUGGCGGAUAUCAAAGGCAAGGUCUGUUGAAUCAUGGUAUAGGCUUGAACACUCACCACAUGAAAUGCGUUUAUGCAGUAGCCUGUAGGCCCUGUACCGUCGAAUAAUAUGCUCUGUUUUUGCUAUGUAAACAUAUAUCCAUGGCAGGCAGGCAAAAAAAAAAAAAAAAAAAGCCCUGUACCGUCGAAUAAUAUGCUCUGUUUUUGCUAUGUAAACAUAUAUCCAUGGCAGGCAGGCAAAAAAAAAAAAAAAAGCAGUAGGACGUAGAGCCCUCUUUUGUGAAAGAAUGCAGAAUGCAGAUCUUAGUUUUGAAUGAUGCUUCUUUGAUUUUGAGACUGCUAAUGAAUCCGGGAAUUGAUAUUUCAACCUUCUCAUAAUUUUCUUUUGGUUUGUUUGCAGAUAGAUUAUAUGAAGAGUUCAAAGUUAGAAUAAAUGCUUUGGACUAUGCAAGAUUGAACAUCUUGAACAGGAAAUAACCCACAUGACUAUCCUGACAUGAUUCAGGUUUUCCUCGGAAAUGGUGGUGGCAGUGACAUCGAGAGGAAUGAGCUUCCCUUUACUGGUUUCUGUCUACUCAAACCAGAAAAAGGCUGGUGCUGAAAAGGCUUUGGUCCCCGUGUAGAUAGGUUAGGAUUAGCAUAACUGAUUUGAAUACUUCCCAAUCCCAUUUGGAACUUACGAGGAAAGUCUACAUGUAGGUGAGGCUGUCUGCAAUUCUGGCAAAUUCUUAACUUUGAUUGUGACCGCCAGGUUAACAAUAGCAAGGCAGUACUUGAGCCAAAUUCGCCACAAUGUUGUUUUAUUGUCAGUGCUGUCGGCCGCAUUGUUCUCCCUUGUGUAGUUGUGUGGAUCAGAAUUAAUCAUUCGCGAGCCA